AAGAAGAAAAAAGAAAAAAAAAAAAAGAAAGAAAAGGAAAAAGAAAAAAAAAAAGUAAAAAAAAUAUUUAUUUUUUUUUCUGAUUUUUUAAAUUUUUUUAAUAUUUAUAAUUAUUUUUUAAAAUUAAUAUUACAUGGACCACUAAAAAUUUGCCACGUGUACAAGUGUGUACACGUGGACAGUCCACCGUGGCACUUAACUGUCAUUUUUUGACGGAGGUGUGCAGAGCAAAACGGAACCAAGGUUUAGGUAGUUUAGCCGCCAAAAAUUCAGUUUUUGUGGUUAAGUGUUACAAACUGUAAAGUUCAGGUGGUUUAGCCGCCAAUAUCCCGAUAGUAAUAUGUGACUUUUGCUGCAAAACAAUAUUAAAGUUUGCAUUUAAACAAUAGAUAACUGUUUAAAAUACAUUAAUUCAAUUUCAAUCUAUUAUUGUUGAUAAUCUCAAAACAGUGAUCUUAUAGAUAUAUGUAGUUAUGUACACACUUUUCUUUAUUGAAACAAAACAUCACUACUUGAUUGUAUUUUUAACAGAGAAAAACAAAAUAAAAUUUUAAUGGUAAAAAAAAAAAAAAACAAACAAACAAAAGAAAGAAUUGCCAGUGUGUAGUGUACCAACCAAGUAGCUUCUACACUGUAUGAAGAGUGAUAGGAAGAAGCCCUUCGUCAGGAAAUGAUUCAUCUUCCCACCCAUUUAUUACGAUUCUCAACCUUUACAAUCUUUACAAUCUUUCAAUCUAAUUGAUACUAAAUUAGAAACAAUCCUUACAAAAAAAAAAAAAAUGAUCGGGUCAACCCGUGGCCUUCGAACCCAACCAACCCGUCCAUUUCACGGGCGGGUAAGGGUACUAUUUUUUGAGCCCAAACCUGCGAACCCGAAAACUGGUAAAACCUAUCAGCCACCUUUCCCCAACCUUAAAACCAGAUAUCAUCCCACCAUCUCCAUUGGAGCCGAGCCCAGAAACCCAAAACCACCUUCUCCAUCUCAUUGCUGACGGUGGGUCCAGAUAGUUGAGUUUUGAUGAGAGUGAGUCACUGCUGUGCUGUUCCUCGAAUCUGGAGUUGGGAAAAUUCAUUAUGGUUGGUCUUUGACUCUUUGUUGGGCAUAUGUUAUAUCUGUAAGGCUGUUUGAACUGAAUUGAGCUUGUUUGCUGGUAUUGUGGCAAAUAAUCUUACAGAGCAAGCACAUUCCUUAGUGUGAAAAAGGAAAAUGGUGGCUGCAAUGGUUGAACACAUUUCAUCCAAAUCAUGGGCAUUCAGAUUCAGGUACUUGUCACAAAACUCAGUUUUGUUAAGCUCUCGUGUAUUCUGUUCCGAAAGCAGGGCAACCUCAAGCAACGAGGUUGAGACUGUUUAUGGCAUUAUAAGUAGCUCCCAGUCCUCAAGUAACUUGAAGCAAUUGUUGAAAUCGAGUCAGGUUUGCCUCUCAAACGAUUUGAUAGACAAGGUUUUGAAAAGAGUCAGAUUUGGCCAUGCCAACCCUUUGCAAACUUUUGAAUUUUUCAAUUACACUGGAAAUAGAAAAGGGUUUUUCCACAGUGCUUUUUCUUUGGAUACCAUGCUUUAUAUCUUAGGAAGAAGCCGUAUGUUUGACAAAAUUUGGGAUGUUUUGGAUGAUGUGAGACAUAAAGAUCGAACGAUAAUAACCUCACGCACGAUUAUGGUUGUUUUAGCUAGAGUUGCUAAAGUGUGUUCUGUUAGGCAGACUGUGGAAUCUUUUAGAAGAUUCAAAAGGGUUGUCUCCGAGUUUGAUACAGAUUGUUUCAAUGCUUUGUUAAGAGCAUUGUGUCAGGAGAAGAGUAUGACAGAUGCGAGGAAUGUAUAUCACAGUUUGAAGCAUAGCUUUAGGCCUAAUUUGCAAACAUUCAAUAUAUUGUUAUCUGGGUGGAAAUCAUCAGACGAAGCCGAGGGGUUCUUUGAGGAGAUGAAGUUGAUGGGUGUGAAACCUGAUAUUGUGUCAUACAAUUGCCUUAUUGAUGUUUAUUGUAAAGCUAGAGAAAUUGACAAGGCUUAUAAGGUGGUUGAGAAAAUGCGCGAGGAGGAUAUAAUGCCCGAUGUAUUUACACAUACUAGUAUCAUUGGGGGAUUGGGUUUGGUUGGCCAGCCAGAUAAAGCUAGAGAUGUUUUGAAGGAAAUGAAGGAAGACGGUUGUUACCCGGAUGUUGCAGCCUACAAUGCCGUGAUUAGAAACUUUUGCAUUGCAAAGAGGCUUGGUGAAGCUUACGGUUUGAUGGAUGAAAUGGCGAGCAAGGGUUUGAGUCCAAACGCAACCACUUAUAAUCUUCUCUUUAGAGUGUUUUAUUGGUCGAAUGACUUGACAAGCUCUUGGAAUUUGUAUGGAAGGAUGAUGAAGAUGGAGUGCCUACCCAACACACAGUCUUGUAUGUUCUUAAUUAGGUUGUUUAAGAGACAUGAAAGAGUGGAGAUGGCAUUGGUAUUGUGGAGUGAUAUGGUGGAGAAGGGUUUUGGGUCCUACAUGUUGGUUUCUGAUGUUUUGUUUGAUUUGCUUUGUGAUUUGGGAAAGUUGGUGGAAGCAGAGAGGUGCUUCUUGCAGAUGGUAGAAAAGGGCCAGAAGCCAAGUAAUGUUAGUUUCAGACGAAUAUGUGUGCUUAUGGAACUGGCAAACAAGCAAGAUAGCCUACAGAAUUUGACACAGAAAAUGGCCAUGUUUGGCACAGUAAUCAAUCCUUGUAAUAAUAGUGUUAGUGUAGAUGUUUCAACUCUCACUCAUUCCCCUCAUAAUUGAAUUCAAAAGUUUUUUGUUAAA
This is a messenger RNA of Cannabis sativa, 2764 nucleotides long. RefSeq names its product putative pentatricopeptide repeat-containing protein At1g02420. Bases 1208 to 2743 code for a protein of 511 amino acids. Lineage: Eukaryota; Viridiplantae; Streptophyta; Magnoliopsida; Rosales; Cannabaceae. The transcript is spliced from 2 exons. The record is from RefSeq and is a predicted model, not a curated record. Gene Ontology annotation, molecular function: protein binding.